AUGGUUUAUGUCAAUACCAUGUUUCUGUUUCUUGUGCUCCAACACGCAGUCUUAACUUGGGGUUGGGGCCGCCCAGCUCGGGAUCAUGGUCCUUAUCACCACCAUCCUCGCCACUCUCUGGUUGUGGACAAAGCCGCUCUUCUGCGUUUCAAGAAAGGCAUCAUAGAAGACCCCUUUGCCACGCUUUCCAACUGGAACGACUCUACUCACGUCUGCCGCUUCAACGGCAUCCGAUGCGACAGGCAUAGCAACCGAGUUUCGCAACUCAUCCUUAACGAGAGCCAACUCGUCGGUCUCCUUUCGCCUUUUCUUUCGAAUCUCACCGGCCUUCGGGUUCUAUGGAUUGUUAAUAGUCACUUGUUUGGCACCAUUCCUCAUGAAUUCUCUUCCCUUAGACACCUUAAAUCUCUAAGGCUUGAUGGCAAUAAACUGCACGGUCCAAUACCAAAUUCCCUUUCCCAUCUUCCCAAUCUAAACACAUUACUUCUCUUGAAUAACAAUUUUACCGGUAGAUUGUCUCCUGCUUUCUUCUCCAACUGCUCUUCAUCACUGCAAAUUCUAGACGUCUCCGGAAACUCCAUUUUCGGAGAAAUCCCUGUGGAGAUUGGGAAUUGCAUAAGCCUGUGGAACCUCAAUCUUUACAACAAUCAUUUUACAGGAGUACUUCCUCACUCUUUGACAAAUAUUUCAUCACUUUUGAAUUUAGACGUGGAAUACAAUCAUUUUUCAGGUGAAUUACCCACAGAGAUUAUUGGCAGUUUGCCUUCCCUUAUUUAUCUUUAUCUGUCGUUUAACAAGAUGAAAAGCCAUAAUGGGAACACUGAUCUCAGCCCAUUCUUUGAUGCUGUUCGGAACUGCACUGGCCUAGAGGAGCUCGAGAUGGCGGGCAUGGGCUUCGGCGGAACAUUGCCUGCUUCCAUUGGCCAAUUACUUGGUGCCAACUUGACAGUCAUGUUAUUGCAAGACAACAAAAUUUUCGGAUCAAUUCCUCCAAGUAUAUCUAAUUUUUCAAAGCUUAGGACGUUGAACUUGUCAUCCAACCUCAUGACUGGAACAAUUUCGGAUGAAAUGCGCGUGUUACCGAGGUUGGAUCAACUUUCUCUGUCGCACAACUGCUUCUCUGGUCCAAUUCCAAAAGUGUUGGGCAAAUUUCCUUCUUUGGGUUUGCUUGAUCUUUCACACAACAAAUUCUUUGGAGAAAUCCCAGAAAGUCUAGGAAAUUUGUCUCGGUUGAGUAAUUUGUUCCUCAACAACAAUCAGCUUUCUGGUAAGAUUCCUUCCACGUUGGGACGCUGCACGGAGCUGCUGACGAUUGAUUUGUCCUACAAUAGGCUGGCGGGGAAAAUCCCUUCUGAAAUAUCAGGUAUGAGUGGAAUUAGAAUAUUUAUAAACUUCUCAAAUAAUCAGCUUGAAGGCCCUUUGCCACUCGAGCUAAGCAAACUAGAAGAUGUUCAAGAGAUGGACUUUUCAUCGAACAACCUCAGCGGAUCCAUUUUCCCGCAGAUAUCAAGCUGCAUUUCAGUGCGGUUGAUAAAUUUCUCGAAUAACUCUCUAGAAGGGAAACUUCCAGAUUCUCUAGUUGAUCUAAAAGACCUUGAAAGUUUUGAUGUUUCAAGGAAUCACUUGUCUGGAAUAAUUUCAUCAAAGCUGAACAAUAGUGUCACACUUACAUAUCUUAACCUCUCAUUCAACGACUUUGUGGGAACAAUUCCCUCCGGGGGCAUCUUCAAUUCUGUCACCCAAUUGUCAUUCUUGGGAAAUUCGCGUCUUUGCGGAAUAGUUGGUGGCACACCAUUACCCUGCUGCAAGCGACCCCUCUGCACUCACAAGAGACAUUUAUUUCAUUCUCGAGUUUUCCUGAUCGUCUUUCUCAUUAUGACGAUAUCAUUAGCCUCGUUCUUGGCAACAUGUUGUGCCUUCUGCCGCGGGUGCAUUGGUGUGGUGUAG
Molecule: messenger RNA, 1947 nt
Organism: Morus notabilis
Lineage: Eukaryota; Viridiplantae; Streptophyta; Magnoliopsida; Rosales; Moraceae
Product: putative leucine-rich repeat receptor-like serine/threonine-protein kinase At2g24130
Exons: 1
Coding region: 1-1947 (648 amino acids)
Molecular function (GO): protein binding
Source: RefSeq, a predicted model, not a curated record